AUGUCUCGAUUCUUCCGCGGCGGCGACGACAGCUCGACCGACUCGUCCAGCGACGAGGAGGAGCUCUACUCCGAGGAGGAGGAGGAGCAGGAUCUCAACCAGAACGACUCCGACGAGGACUCCGACGAGGGCUCCGAGGAGGAGAGCGAGGAGGAGACCAGCGACGAGGAGGGCGGCAAGGCGCAGGGCGCCAGCAAAUUCUUGAGGGACGCCGAGUCCGAGAGCGACGACAGCGAUGACGAAGUGCGCGACAAGGUCAGGAGUGCCGCCAGCAAGCGGCUGGAGGAGCUGCUGGACUCGAUCAAGAAGAUUGAGAACGGCCAAAAGAACGGCGACUGGACGCUCAUCUCUGCCGAGUUCGACAAGCUCAACCGCCAAGUCACCAAGCUGCAAGAUGGUGGCAAGACGCCCAAGCCCUACAUUCGUGCGAUCGCCGAGCUGGAGGACUUUAUGAACGAGUCCAUCGCGAAGCAAAAGGUCACGCCCAAGAAGAUGAACGCCACCCAGGCCCGCGCCCUCAACGCCGUCAAGCAGAAGAUCAAGAAGACCAACAAGGAGUACCAGACUCAGGUCGACGCCUACCGGGCGGACAAGGACGGCUUCAUGGAGUCGGACGAGGAGGAGGAGGUGGCCCCCGCCCCCAAGGCCAAGAAGCUGCCCAAGCUGGAGCUGGACGCUCCCGUCGAGGAGCUCGGCGACGAGGGCUUCGCCACCGUCGGCAAGGGCGGCAGGACCCUGCAGUACACCCCCGAGAGCAUCUUCAAGCACCUCCGGACCAUCAUGGAGUCCCGUGGCAAGAAGAACACGGACCGCCUGGAGCAGAUCAAGGUCAUGGAGAAGCUCUACGAGAUUGCCAACACCUCCUACCAGAAGAUCCGCGUCCUCCUCACCCUCGUCUCCGCCCGCUUCGACCUGGGCAGCGGCACCUCCAACGUCAUGCCCCUGGAGCAGUGGAAGGCGGCUGAGAAGGAGCUGUCUGCCCUGCUGGAGCUGCUCGAGAAGGAUCACGAGUACGUGGUGGUCGAGAACGUGGAGGAGUGGGACGACGAUGAGAAGCCCCCGACGCUGCAGGCUGGCGAGAAGUACAUCAAGGUCGCCGGCAGCAUCGUGUCCUAUGUCGAGAGACUGGACGACGAGCUCGUCCGCUCCCUGCAGAGCAUCGACCCCCACACCUCCGAGUACAUCGACCGUCUGCAGGACGAGGGCGCGCUGUACAACAUCAUCUUCAAGGGCAUGCUCUACUACGAGUACCUGCGCAAGGAUGAGUCUCUCGACAUCCCCCAGGACAGCGUCAACCGCAUCGUCAUGCGGCGGCUGGAGCACGUCUACUUCAAGCCUGCCCAGGUCGUCAAGACGUUCGAGGAGAACUGCUGGAAGACGGUCGGCGACAAGGUCGAGUCGGUCAUCACCACGCGGGCCCAGGCCCAGGACGCCGGCAACCUGGUCAACGUCCUGUGCAACUACCUCUUCAGCAACAGCGACGGCAUUAUCCGUGCCCGAGCCAUGCUGUGCCAGGUCUACUUCCUCGCCCUCCACGGCGAGUACUACAAGGCCCGCGACAUGAUGCUCAUGUCCCAUCUUCAGGAGACGAUCCCCAACUUUGACGUCCAGAGCCAGAUCCUCUACAACAGGACCUUGGUGCAGGUCGGCCUUUGCGCCUUCCGCAAGGGCCUGGUGUACGAUGCCCAGAAUACGCUUCAGGAGAUUUGCGGCAGCGGCCGCCAAAAGGAACUGCUCGCCCAGGGCGUCAUGAUGCAGCGGUACAGCCAGGUCUCUCCCGAGCAGGAGAGGCUGGAGAAGAGCCGCCAGCUGCCGUUCCACAUGCACAUCAACCUGGAGCUGCUCGAGUGCGUCUACCUGACGUGCAGCAUGCUGCUCGAGAUCCCCCUGCUGGCGCAGACGGGCUCGUCGCCCGACGUCAAGAAGCGCGUCAUCAGCAAGACGUACCGCCGCAUGCUCGAGUACCACGAGCGCCAGAUCUUCACGGGCCCGCCCGAGAACACGCGCGACCACGUCAUGCAGGCGUCCAAGGCGCUCGCCGCCGGCGAGUGGAAGAAGUCGACCAACUUCAUCCACAGCAUCAAGAUCUGGGAGCUGAUGCCCAACUCGGAGGACAUCAAGGCCAUGCUCGCCAAGCAGAUCCAGGAGGAGGGCCUGCGGACCUACCUCUUCACCUACGCGCCCUUCUACGACACGCUCGCCCUGGAGACCCUGGGCGGCAUGUUCGAGCUGGACGCGACCAAGGUGGCUGCCGUCGUCAGCAAGAUGAUCAGCCACGAGGAGCUGGCCGCGUCGCUCGACCAGGUCACCUCCAACGUCAUCUUCCGCAAGGGCGUCGAGCUCAGCCGUCUGCAGUCUCUGGCGCUCACCCUCUCAGACAAGGCCAGCGCCCUCAUCGAGAGCAACGAGCGGACGCUCGAGCAGCGGACGCAGGGCACCAGCAACGCCUUCGAGCGGCAGGGCGGACGCGGCCGCGGCCGCGGCGGCCAGAGGGGAGGUGCCCGCACGGGCCGGGGUGGCGCCGGCGCGGGUGGCCACACGCAGAGACAGGCCGGCGGCACGCAGUUCACCGGCGGUGCCCUCGGCGCUGCCGUCCGGGGCUAG
Messenger RNA from Purpureocillium lilacinum, 2604 nucleotides. Its product is annotated as translation initiation factor 3 subunit c. Gene Ontology annotation, biological process: translational initiation. Lineage: Eukaryota; Fungi; Ascomycota; Sordariomycetes; Hypocreales; Ophiocordycipitaceae. The record is from RefSeq and is a predicted model, not a curated record. Gene Ontology annotation, cellular component: eukaryotic translation initiation factor 3 complex. Gene Ontology annotation, molecular function: RNA binding; translation initiation factor activity; translation initiation factor binding.